Messenger RNA from Solanum dulcamara, 1509 nucleotides. RefSeq lists its product as uncharacterized. Gene Ontology annotation, cellular component: cytoplasm. Lineage: Eukaryota; Viridiplantae; Streptophyta; Magnoliopsida; Solanales; Solanaceae. The transcript is spliced from 3 exons. Bases 358 to 1368 code for a protein of 336 amino acids. The record is from RefSeq and is a predicted model, not a curated record.
CAAAAACCCUAGACCAAACAUUCCUUUUCUCCUUUCUCCUCCAGCGGUUUCUUCAUCUCUCCUCUCUUCUUCCUUUCCUCCAUCUCUGCAUACCUUUUCUGCGUUUUUUCGGUACUUCUACUUCAAUUUGGCAAUGAUUAAGAGAUGAAUUGAAUCAUGGAUCACUGUGCUUUUCUAGCCCGAUUGUCUAUCGAAAACAAUACAUCCUACCACCCUCCCCUGAUCCCACGUGUGGGAUUUCACUGGGUAUGUUGUUGUUGGGAUCACUGUGCAUACUUGACUUGAUUGCAUAUGUAGAUGUAAUUAGGGUAGUUGGUGGUAGCCCAAAGAGUAAAGUUUAUUCCUUUCCGAAGAAAAAUGAAAGAGGAAGAAGUAAAUAGGUGCCAGAUUCAGGAGUGGUAUCCCAGAUUUAAAUCUGAUUCCAUAAAAACAAUGAUUCAUGAGCUACCCGAAUCCUUUAUAGAGUACCUUAUGGAUGAUCAUGGUCCGUUCCUUCUCCCCCUUUCCAUUGAUGAUGAUGAUGCACUGCCUAAUAGGAUCCAUAAACCUGAAGAAGAGGAGGACUUUGAAGUGUCUGAAGGCUCAGAAGAUGAAUCAGAACGACCAUCACCUCCUCCUUCUUUCCCGGAACUAGAAACAAUGAUCAAGGAAUCUAUAAAGUCCCUUGGAGGUUCUGUCUUCCCUAAGCUUAAUUGGAGUGCACCAAAAGAUGCUGCAUGGAUCAGUUCAACUGGGAAUCUUUGUUGCAACUCUUUCAGUGAGGUUGCACUUCUACUACGGGCAUCGGAUUCUCUAAUCCAUGAUCUGUGCCAUGUGUAUGAUUCCUGCAGUGAUAAGACUGUCUCAAGGCCCCCAAAGUUUUUCCUUGCACUUCGCAAAUGGUACUCAUCCCUGCGCCCCGAGAUGGAAUUCCGCUGCUUUGUACGCAAUGGGAUCCUCGUGGGGGUCUCUCAGCGCGAGGUGACUGGAUUUUAUCCUGCUCUUGUUGAGAAGAAAGACGAGUUGAUAACAAUAAUCCAGAGAUUUUUUAUAUAUAAGGUGAAGGGAAAUUUUGAAUCAGAAAGUUAUACUUUUGAUAUAUAUGUCACAAAUGAUGAACGAGUUAAGCUUUUGGAUUUCAAUCCUUGGGGCGCAUUUACCUUACCUUUGCUUUUCACCUGGGAGGAAUUGGAAGAUAAAUUGAUUCAAGAGGGAGAUUGCUUGGAGUUUAGACUUGUAGAUAGCCAGUGUGGGGUCCGUCCUGGUUUGAAAACUGCAGUUCCUUACGAUUACCUGGAUACUAGUCCAGGUAGUGGUUGGGAUGAGUUUCUCAAAAAGGCUGAUGAGGAAUUGGCACAACAGAUCAGGUCUCCUCUAGCAGGUGCUUGAUUUUGUUUGAUGUUCAAACCUUUUUAGAGUAAUUUACCAAUAAUAUACUUGUGGUUUGUUAUAAUAGUUCUUGACGUAUGUAAACCAGAUUGAUCUUCUCAUUUAUUUGCUUAUUUAUUCUUAAUUCAUUUCUUUAAAGAA